Molecule: messenger RNA, 1590 nt
Organism: Drosophila busckii
Lineage: Eukaryota; Metazoa; Arthropoda; Insecta; Diptera; Drosophilidae
Source: RefSeq, a predicted model, not a curated record
CAUUUAUAAAUUUAAUUAAUUUUGCGUGUAGAGUGUAAAGUGGAAAGCAAUAACAGCAGCAAAAUGCAUCAACAAAUAACAGAAUAUCAUUUUGAAGAGAAUCGCAAAAUGCACGGCGUGAAGCGUGUUAUAGCAUUUUGCAUUAUGAUUGUGCUACUGCCAGCCACAUUAAUUAUAAUGCCGCUCCACCUGCGCAAGACUGUAUUUGCCGAUGUUAUUUACCAAGUCGCCGAAUCGGACAUCAUCGAAAUACGCGACGGCAUUUCUUCAAUCUUCUGUUCGAGGCACACGCUGCGCAUGAGCAGCAGCUUCAACGCCUUUCAGCUGCGCAACAAGCCCGAAAUUUCCAAAAGUCGCAAACAUAUACGCGAAAAGUCUAUGACACUGCCUAUAGCAUACCCGAGCAUGUGUUUCUUUCUGCUGAAGGGAGCGACGAUUUCGGUGAGGUUCUGCUCACGCUACGAAGGCUCGCGCAUACUCUUGGUGCAGGGCACGCGUGAGUUACGACUCUGCGGGUUGACGGAUCACAACAAAAACAAGAUGGGCGCCAAUUAUGCGCAUGGACAUGAGCAGGUGAAAGUGUUCUAUGAGGAUGUGGCGGAGAUCACAGAAGAGAAAACACCCAGCGAUGGCUUGCUGGAGCAUGAAAAUCAUGGCGGCGAAGAUCUCAGCGAGGAUCAGACAACCGUUAGUGCCAACUUAACCUCAAGCACAACAGCCGCUCCUCCAAAGCGCUACAGAAAGAAACUGAAGAAGGGCUCGCUCCAUCGAAACAAAUCUACAGAGCUCCCAAACCAGGAUCCAAAUGAGCCAAAUGCGACAGCGGCGCGACAGAGACGCCAUGCGGAGCGCAAACAAAAGAUCUUCGAGCAACUUUACAAGCGUGAGAAGCGUGAGAAUGUCUAUGAUCGCAAGUACAGUCAUGGCGGAAAUGCAAUGAAUUUCACCGAGACGGAUGAGUCAAAUUCUAUAUCCAGCUUUGAGACGGGACUCUUUAGCUGCUUCAACGGCGCCAUUCUAUUGGCCGAGGGCUUUCCGCCAAGGGACGCCUGCAAUCAUACGCAAUUCCUCGAAACGGGCAAGCAUAGGGUGGCCCAGUAUGAGGUUGUUGACGAUGGUUACUACUACUAUAUAUUCUACAGUGACAAUGAUUUAGUGCGUAACGAUAUACAUGCUUUGUUCGAUAUCUAUAAGCCCACAUUUCAAUAUUCAAACCUGAGCGAGUCGUCAGGCUGUCUCAAUAGUACAUAUUGCAGUUUUAACAUUAGUUUCCUAUCCGAUGAGAUUGUUGUCGUGGAGGUGCCCACACGUGAUGGCAUCGAACAUGAAGAGGAUGAUAUCACGAAUCUUAUCUCCACCUGCCAUCCACGCAGCGAAAUUUAUGCCCUAUUCCCCUUAGCAGUACUCGUGCUCAUACUAUGCUGUGCAUUUCUUUAAAGCAGAGGGUAAACAGUGAUAUUAGAAGAUGGAGAUGGAGCUCAAGCACAACAAAUAUCAUAAGCUGCACCCCCUCCCAAAGGCCUCUUGGGCCGAAUGUACCACAGUCUGAAUUAAAGAACUAACUGAAUAAUUGUUAUUUGCUGAAAUUUA